Molecule: messenger RNA, 954 nt
Organism: Saccharomyces eubayanus
Lineage: Eukaryota; Fungi; Ascomycota; Saccharomycetes; Saccharomycetales; Saccharomycetaceae
Gene: YPC1
Product: phytoceramidase
Exons: 1
Coding region: 1-954 (317 amino acids)
Biological process (GO): ceramide biosynthetic process; ceramide catabolic process
Cellular component (GO): endoplasmic reticulum membrane
Source: RefSeq, a predicted model, not a curated record
AUGGGAAGAUUUCGUUGGGAUUAUCCAGAAAACUCUGUAUCUGGCUUUUGGGGCGAAACAACCUCGACCAUCGACUGGUGCGAAGAGAACUAUGUGGUCUCUCCAUAUAUUGCAGAAUGGUCAAACACUCUCACAAACRGUGUGUUUAUACUUUCUGCCGUAUAUACAACCUACUCCGCAUACAAGAACAAGCUGGAGAAAAGGUUUUUACUAAUAGGAUUCGGGUACGGCUUAGUCGGUGUGGGAUCAUUGCUAUUCCAUAUGACUUUAAAGUACAGAUUUCAAUUGCUGGACGAGUUACCCAUGAUAUACGCCAUGUGUGUUCCGACAUGGAGUCUAGUUUGUGAGGCCAAAGAGGCGCUGCUCAAUGGGGACAAUCAAAGAAAGGUUCCAUUAUUCGAACAGAUAUUUAUCGGACUCAUUAUUGCUGUAGCCGUCACAACAGCAAGCAUACUUUACGUUAUAUACAAGAACGUCGAUAUUCACCAGAUUCUGUUUGGGGUGCAAAUCGUAGUCGUUGCUGCUGCCGCGGUAAUCUUAACAUAUCGAUACGUCCAUGACCCACUUGCCAAAAGAAAUCUUCGCACUUCAAUGGCACUUGGAGCAGUGUUAUUCUUAUCGGGUUACAUAUCAUGGCUAUUAGACAUCCAUCUAUGUUCAUUCUGGGUGUAUGUUAGAAGAAGCAUUCUGGCCUUACCGCUUGGUGUACUACUUGAAUUACACGGAUGGUGGCAUAUUUUGACUGGAAUGGGAAUUUAUUUCUAUAUUGUUUCUUUGGAACAUUUAAGGGUCAUUACAUUGAACGUUAGCUCUGAUUACCUGUUUAUUUGGAGAUGGAAAGUGUUCCCUGAAUUGGUAAGAAAAGGACGCAAUCCGUCAACAAGAUACUCUCUUGAACUAUUUGGGCCUUAUGUAGAAAAUCAGUCAGUCGAGGCUAAUAAGAAGAAGAAUUAG